GAAACGCCGUCGUUUUGCUUCCCAUCAACGCCGGUCCCCGAGUCCGCCACCAUUGACGGGGGACUGCCAUUUCUUGCUGCAUCGCCGGAGCUCGCAAUGUCGUCUGCAACGCUCGAGAUCAAGCUUUCUCGACCGAGCCGCAUCUAUUGCCCUUCCGAACCUCUCGACGGCAAGAUCGUCGUGAAGUCCGCUUCCUCCAUUUCUCACCGCGGCGUUCGCCUCGCCGUCAAUGGCUCCGUCAAUAUGCAGGUUCGCGGAGGAUCUGCUGGACUUAUCGAGUCAAUUGUUGGUGCCGUCAAGCCUAUCGUGAUCGUGAAUAGGAUAAUUGAAGUGAGACCUUCCGGAAGGAUUGCAUCAGGUACAACAGAGAUACCAUUUUCUGUAACUCUGAAACAAUCGGGAAAUGACAAUCAUGAUAGAUUUUAUGAGACCUUUCAUGGAGCUGAUAUCAAUAUCCAGUACUUGCUAACUGCAGAUGUAACAAGAGGGUAUCUGCACAAAUCCUUGUAUACCACAAUGGAGUUCAUUUUAGAAACUGAUAAGGCCGAGCUUCUUGAUCAACCAGCUUCUCCUGAGAUGGUUAUCUUUUACAUUACUCAGGAUACCCAAAGACAUCCAUUGCUUCCUGAGUUGAAAUCAGGUGGUUUUCGAGUGACUGGAAAGUUGUCCAUUCAGUGUGCUCUGUCAGAUCCAAUUAGUGGAGAGCUUAUCGUGGAAACAUCUGCAGUUCCAAUUCACUCUAUUGAUAUACACAUACUUCGAAUUGAGUCGGUUCUUUUUGGAGAUAGAAUUGUGACUGAAACGUCCUUGGUACAAACAACACAGAUAGCAGAUGGAGAUGUGUCUCGGCAUUUGAUGUUGCCCAUCUACGUUAUUCUUCCUCGCCUUUUAACUUGUCCAACGACCUUGGCUGGACCAUUUUCAAUCGAGUUCAAAGUUGCCAUAGUUAUUAGCUUUCAAUCAGAGCUAUCGAAGAUGCAGGCCAAGUCUGAUCCCAGAACUCCUAGGCUGUGGAUGGCAAUGGAAACACUACCACUUGAACUGGUUCGCACCAGAUGAGAAUCAGCGUGGAGCCAACAACUCAAACUUUAAUGCCUGUACUUUCUUCAGAGAAGUUUCUCGUAUCAGUGAUCAUUUGGGCGGUUGUUCACCGUUGAUUCAGAUUGCUGUCAUAUACGACGGCUGGUGUAAUCUGCUCAUAAUCUUGAUGGCGAUGUCUGCACUGUCGAAAGGUUUUUUAGUUGCCAGAUGUAAACAGAAUCUCGAAGUUCGUGCUGUUAUAUCCUCUUGGAUAAUUGGAGGAAACUACUCAGACUCUAGUGUUUGUACGUACUUCACAGUGUUGAACUUUUACUGUUUGGUCUUUUGGAAUGUUUACUGUAGGUCGAUGACUGCUCUUCCAUUUGCUAAAGAAUAGUAGAGACCAUUUACCGUUUAUACU
Rhodamnia argentea is the source of this 1441-nucleotide messenger RNA. Its product is annotated as vacuolar protein sorting-associated protein 26C. Bases 97 to 1059 code for a protein of 320 amino acids. The record is from RefSeq and is a predicted model, not a curated record. Gene Ontology annotation, biological process: intracellular protein transport. The transcript has 11 exons. Lineage: Eukaryota; Viridiplantae; Streptophyta; Magnoliopsida; Myrtales; Myrtaceae. Gene Ontology annotation, cellular component: endosome.